Messenger RNA from Trichosporon asahii var. asahii CBS 2479, 654 nucleotides. RefSeq lists its product as uncharacterized. NCBI's taxonomy places the organism in Eukaryota, Fungi, Basidiomycota, Tremellomycetes, Trichosporonales, Trichosporonaceae. Bases 1 to 654 code for a protein of 217 amino acids. The transcript is spliced from 2 exons. The record is from RefSeq and is a predicted model, not a curated record.
AUGAGCGAAGAAUCACCGUCUCACAUCAAGGAGAGCGAGAAUGAGGUGUUCUCGGAAGUGAUCGAGCUCGGUGGCAUCAAGACGCUCGAAUUCUACGAUCCCGAGCUCGAAAGCGCAGGGACUCUGGACCGUUUCCUGGACCUGGCGUUCAACUCUGAGUUGUCCCCCACCUGUGUCUCAGAGCACCCGACCACGGCCGAAGUCGAACUCACCCGCGAGCUGCUCGCCCUCGUUCGCUUCCUGCAGAAGUACGAAUGCUGGAGUCUCUUCCGCCAGCUACGCAUGUGUGCCACCGAGCACGUGAAGAGCAAGGAGCUUUCGGCGCACACUGCCUUCAUCGUUGGUGCUGUGGCUGAAGAAGUUGAUCUCUGCUCCGCUGCGCUCCAGCACGCCUGCACCGUCGACGCCGACUGGAGACUGAACCGGCACUCUGCUAUGCGAUACUGGAUCUGCGCCGCGGAUCCUGGCUCGGUCGAGCGCUCGCUGUGGGAUCUCUUACCGGCUGCGUAUGCCUGGGCGUGGAGUAAGGCGUGGGCGCAGGGGAUGGGCGCGGUUGAGCACCGCCACUCGAGGCAGCAUGAGCUGUCUAGGGUCAUUCCUGAGUUUAGGAAGGCUGUAAAGGAGACGGAGGUGCGCGACUCUGCAGGAAAGUAG